GAGUAAGAGAGAGAGAGAGAGAGAGAGAGAGGUGACUGCGACGCAUAAACGCGUACAUCUGAUCUACAAGUUUCAGCUUUACUCAGAGGGCAUUUAGUCCACCUCUUGCAAACAAGACAGUCCCUCUUGACAGAGCAACUGGUGGUUUCACUUAGAAGCAUUUUUUUAGUUUGCACAGUUUGGCAGGUAUCUACAACUUGGAAGUGCAAUGCGGAAGGUGCUCAAAGGCAGUUUACCCACAAGAAGAAACCUGUGGAUUUAACAUUACCCGAUUUUUGGACUGCUUUGUUUACUUGCUAAGCCGUUAUUGCUUUUGUAUAUGAAAGUUUGGUGUUAGCCAUGGAAGAUCAGUCUCGGUGGAUAAGCCACCACCCGGCGGUAUUGAACGGACAGCACCCGGACACGCAUCACCCUGGCCUGGGUCACUCGUACAUGGAUACCUCUCAGUAUCCCAUUGCUGAUGAUGUGGAUGUACUUUUUAAUAUUGACGGGCAAGGUAGCCACGUCCCUUCUUAUUAUGGGAACCCAGUACGGGCCGUCCAGAGGUACCCCCCUCCGCCGCAUGGCAGCCAGGUAUGUCGUCCACCGCUCCUGCACAGCUCUCUGUCCUGGCUCGAUGGAGGCAAAGCUAUCACCUCUCAUCACAGCACUUCACCCUGGAACUUGAGUCCGUUCCCUAAAACGCCGCUGCAUCACAGCUCCCCUGGGACACUGUCGGUUUACCCUCCAGCAUCAUCUUCCUCCUUGUCUGCAGGCCAUUCCAGUCCUCAUCUCUUCACCUUUCCCCCAACCCCACCUAAAGAUGUCUCCCCAGAUCCAGCUAUUUCGUCCCAGGGCUCCAGCACUUCAAAUCGUCAGGAGGAUAAAGAAUGCAUAAAGUACCAAGUAUCAUUAACUGAAACAAUGAAGUUGGAGUCCACUCACUCCAGGAACAGCAUGGCACAAAUUGGAGGGGGGGCAUCAUCCGCUCAUCACCCCAUCGCAACAUACCCACCCUAUGUCCCAGAUUACGGCCCAGGCCUCUUCCCACCAAGUACCCUGAUAGGUGGGUCAUCUUCUAGUUAUGGUUCCAAAACAAGACCAAAAACAAGGUCCUGUUCAGAAGGUAGAGAAUGUGUAAAUUGUGGAGCAACGUCAACCCCUCUGUGGAGGAGAGACGGUACCGGUCAUUAUUUGUGUAACGCCUGCGGACUUUAUCACAAAAUGAACGGCCAGAACCGACCUCUCAUCAAACCGAAGCGAAGGCUGUCCGCUGCUAGGAGGGCGGGGACGUCUUGCGCGAACUGUCAGACCACCACCACGACGCUGUGGCGGAGAAAUGCCAACGGAGAUCCAGUGUGUAAUGCCUGUGGGCUCUACUUCAAAUUGCACAAUAUCAAUAGACCUCUGACAAUGAAGAAGGAGGGGAUUCAAACGAGGAAUCGCAAAAUGUCCAGCAAAUCAAAGAAAAGCAAAAAGGCCCACGAUAGCAUGGAUGACUUCUCCAAGAGCCUUAUGGACAAAGCAAGCACAUUUAACCCAGCUGCCCUCUCCAGACACAUGUCAUCAAUCGGUCACAUUCCUCCUUUUACUCACUCUGGUCACAUGCUGACUACUCCACCUAUGCAUCCCACCUCAAGUCUGUCAUUUGCACCUCACCAUGCAACCAGUAUGGUCACUGCCAUGGGCUAAACGGCUUGCAAAAAAAAAAAAAAAGAAAAAGAAAGAAAGAAAAAAGGGCAUAAGCCUGCAACUUUAAUUUCUUCUUUUCAUGUGUAUUUUUUCCUCUACGGAAGCCCAAAAAGAGACACAUUUUUCCUCAGCCCACUAAAGGCUUUUAACUCCUCAGAAACAGUUUGCCACUGUCCAAGGACCUCGGUAUGGUGUGUAUGCAUUUUCAACCACUGAAUCUGGAUUCCAUUUGUGUAUAAGCCAUUUUUUAACCUUGCGUAGACUUCUUCCCUGUGUAACAGGGUCUCUUGUACUGUGAAGCAAAGGAUCAAAACCUUGAAUAUAUUUGUACAAAUUGUAUGAAGUGCAGUACAUUUAUUAAAGACAUUUGAAGACACAAAGGGACUGUGGACAGCGAUGAAGAGAGUACAAGUGACUGAAAGGGGAAACAGCAAACCCCCGAGUGCACGAAUAUAGAGGAGGCUGGCCACCAAAUUGUCUUUGUACAUGAAAGUAAUGGACACAUACUGCCAGUUGUGCUUCUUCACUGGAGGAAGUUGUUUGAUGCAUUAAACUUGUAGACAGAUCAAUCAUCCAGGCUGUUGGCCUCCACAUAGGAAAUACUAUCAGUUCCAGGCAAUCAGUGUUAACACACAGACAUUGCCAAAGAGGAUUUUGUGAGAGACAUUUUCCUGGCCUAUAUGCAUAGUGAACAAGUUCCUGUAUUUGUUAUUUGUAUGUAUAAUUCAGAGUACCAAAAAUAUGAAAGAAACAAAGAUGUAGAAUUAUUUCUUCUUGUAUUGCAGACUGAAUGGUUGUACAAAUUUAAUAACUGCUAGUGUAAAAAAGACUGCUACUUUUUGUUUUUUUUUUCGUAUUUUUUUUUUCUUUUCUUUGGAAAUAAACUAGUUUAACUCUGUUGACCUGAAA
Molecule: messenger RNA, 2580 nt
Organism: Polypterus senegalus (gray bichir)
Lineage: Eukaryota; Metazoa; Chordata; Cladistia; Polypteriformes; Polypteridae
Gene: gata3
Product: GATA binding protein 3
Exons: 6
Coding region: 340-1671 (443 amino acids)
Biological process (GO): cell fate commitment; positive regulation of transcription by RNA polymerase II; embryonic organ development
Cellular component (GO): nucleus
Molecular function (GO): RNA polymerase II cis-regulatory region sequence-specific DNA binding; zinc ion binding; DNA-binding transcription factor activity, RNA polymerase II-specific
Source: RefSeq, a predicted model, not a curated record